GAACAAGCAUACCAGCUCAGAAACCAAGUAUCGUAUAAAUGUUGUGAUGAAAUGGAUGGACGAUGGAGCAUCAGUGGUUGGAGAAAUUUAUAGGUGGAUGCUCGCAGCACAUGAAUGAUGAAUUGAUGAUGGUAUGGUCACGCGGGCAUUGCAUAUAUUCAUCUGUUCGUCAGUCUGCAGGCAGAAAAUUGGUGCUCAUCUCUGACUUCUGACUUGGCCAAUGCAAGCUUCCGUAGUCCUGUACCUGUAGUACCAAGUCAACUGCCAUUCUCCUGGCCUGGGUCAAGUUUGUCAACGCAUAUCAGGACAACCAUGGCUGCUAAGCUCGAGUUUGAUAUUGUAUUUCUUAUGGAAUUAUUGCACUGAUCAUUGCCACAGUACUGUAGUGUGUUAGCUAGACACAGGAACAUGCAUGGAUGGAUGGUUACAUGAGAAGAUGCCAGAUUAUUCCGUCCACUAGCCCACUGUAUAAUAUAUAUUAGCUGCUGCUGGUCUUUGGCUCUUAGCAUUUCAUCCAUCAUCUCCCGCGAUGUUUUUGUGAACGCAGCAAUGCAAGGCGUUUGACAGGAAUGAGUCCGCAGGCAGCCUCAAGAGAGACCGGUCAUGAGUCUGCCGGUCAGACUGAAAACCAUGAUGGUGAGCUCACUCCAGUUAGGGAAGAAGAAGAAGAAGAAGAAGAAGAAGAAAUUAGUACUAGCUAGCAACAUUGAAUUGAAUUGAAUAUUUGUCCCUUAGACCAGACUUGUAGCAGUUGACUGGACCCUGUUUAUGUAGCACAGAAUACGUUACUCCUAUACAAAAUUAAAAAAAAAAAGAGUAAACAUGCAGACAAAGUGCAUGCAUUACUGGGGCCUUGGUUUUGUUUGGUUGGCUUUAUAUAGAGCACUUGGCGUUCCAGUGAGCCGCAGAGUAUAGUAGCUACACACGAAGCACAUGCGGCAGGCACCAUACGCUAGCUACAAGCUUCAAUUGUUUUUGAGCCAACAAAAAUCAAAGCUGCUAUACACGCAGGCAAAGUAGAGCAGGCUAUAGCAUUUCUCUCUUGCUUUGCUUGUAACACAUACUAGAUCUAGAAAUGGGUGAGGAGGCAGCUGCGCCGUUGCUGGGCGAUGUCCACCUCCAUCUCCAUGGAGAUAAUAACAGGAAAGAGGAGGAGGAGAAGCUGCCGGCGACGACGACGACAAACAGGUGGAUGCUUGAGUGGGAUUGGGAGGAGGCGGCGGGGCAGCUGGCGUUCGCGGCGCCCAUGGUGGCGACGAGCAUGGCCUACUAUGCCAUCCCGCUUGUCUCCGUCAUGUACGCCGGCCGCCUCGGCGACCUCCAGCUCGCCGCCGCCACCCUCGGCAACUCCUGGGGCACCGUCACCGGCAUCGCCCUCAUGACUGGGCUGAGCGGGUCCCUGGAGACGCUGUGCGGUCAGGGGUACGGCGCCAAGGCGUACCGCAUGAUGGGCGUGUACCUGCAGGCGUCCAUGGUGACGUCGGCGCUCUUCUCGGUGGUCAUCUCCCUCCUCUGGCUCUACUCGGAGCCUCUCCUCGUGUUCCUCCGGCAGGACCCUGAGGUCUCCCGGCUGGCCGGCGUGUUCCUCCGCUACUCCAUCCCGGCGCAGUUCGCCUACGGCUUCAUCCAGUGCACCCUCCGCUUCCUGCAGACGCAGUCCGUCGUCAUGCCGCUCGUGGCCUUCUCGCUGCUGCCGCUGGCCGCCCACGUCGGCAUCACCCACGCCUUGGUCAACGUCCUCGGCCUCGGCUUCGCCGGCGCCGCCAUGGCCACCUCCGUGUCGCUGUGGCUCUCCUUCCUCAUGCUCGUCGCCUACGUGGCGUUCUCGGGCACGUUCAGGGAGACAUGGGGCGGCUUCACCGCCGAGGCGUUCAGGCACGUCCUGCCCGGCAUGAAGCUGGCCAUCCCAUCUGCAGUCAUGGUCUGCUUCGAGUACUGGUCGUUCGAGAUCCUGGUGCUGCUGGCCGGGCUGAUGCCGGAAUCUCAGCUCAGCACUUCCAUCAUUGCAAUGUGCGAAAACACUGAAGCCAUAUCAUACAUGAUCACCUACGGGUUCGCAGCCGUCAUCAGCACCAGGGUGUCGAACGAGCUUGGAGCAAGGAACAUCGCCAACGCGAAGAAGGCGCUGACCGUGUCCCUGGCGCUGUCCCUGAUGCUUGGCGUGGCAUUCCUCCUGCUACUAGGCCUUGGCCACGAGGUGUGGGUGAGGCUCUUCAGCAACAGCGAGGCGGUGGUGAGCGCCUUCGCCUCCAUGACGCCGCUGCUCAUCGGCUCCGUCGUGCUCGACUCCACGCAGGGGGUCCUGUCAGGUGUCGCGAGAGGUUGUGGGUGGCAACACUUGGCGGCAUGGACCAACCUGGUGGCCUUCUACAUCAUAGGCUUGCCCCUGGCCAUCCUCUUUGGAUUCGCGAUUGGCUUCCAAACCAAGGGGCUGUGGAUGGGUCAGAUUUGCGGUCUCCUCUGCCAGAACUGCGUCCUGCUGUUCAUCACCCUGCGCACCGACUGGGAGAAGUUAGACCUGACCAUGAUCAACAGGGACAACGAUUUCGUCUGCUGAGCAUCGGGGAAGGCAUGCCAUGUAGUUUUCAUGUACUUUUUGCACGCGCUGUUCUUGUUGACUUUAACCUUGAGCAACAACUUCCAGAGCCACAUCAUCCUGUAACACUGCAGUAAGAUAGUAGUAAAAUACAUAGUAGAAGCAACUUACCCACAUCAUACUGCUCUGCCUCUCGUUCUUGUUGAGGGAACAAAGGCAAAAAGAUGAGAAAAUGUUGAUUUUUUCCCAGGACAAAAAAGAUUCACUGCACAUCCA
Setaria italica (foxtail millet) is the source of this 2812-nucleotide messenger RNA. RefSeq names its product protein DETOXIFICATION 18. The transcript has 6 exons. Gene Ontology annotation, cellular component: membrane. Gene Ontology annotation, biological process: xenobiotic detoxification by transmembrane export across the plasma membrane. The record is from RefSeq and is a predicted model, not a curated record. Gene Ontology annotation, molecular function: xenobiotic transmembrane transporter activity; antiporter activity. Lineage: Eukaryota; Viridiplantae; Streptophyta; Magnoliopsida; Poales; Poaceae. Bases 1076 to 2557 code for a protein of 493 amino acids.